Molecule: messenger RNA, 549 nt
Organism: Arvicola amphibius (Eurasian water vole)
Lineage: Eukaryota; Metazoa; Chordata; Mammalia; Rodentia; Cricetidae
Product: cornifin-A-like
Exons: 1
Coding region: 1-549 (182 amino acids)
Source: RefSeq, a predicted model, not a curated record
AUGCAGCCACACAGCCGUGCAGCCACACAGCCAUGCAGUCCCAUAGCCGUGCAGUCCCACAGCAGUGCAGUCCCACAGACAUGCAGUCCCACAGCAGUGCAGUCCCACAGCCAUGCAGUCCCACAGCCAUGCAGUCACACAGCCGUGCAGCCACACAGCAGUGCAGUCCCACAGCAGUGCAGUCCCACAGCAAUGCAGGUACACAGCAAUGCAGCUACACAGCAGUGCAGUCCCAUAGCCAUGCAGUCACACAGAAGUGCAGUCACACAGCCAUGCAGUCACACAGCCAUGCAGCCACACAGCAGUGCAGUCACACAGCAGUGCAGUCACACAGCAAUGCAGCCACACAGCCAUGCAGUCACAUGGCUAUGCAGUGACAUAGCAAUGCAGUUCCACAGCAAUGCAGUCCCACAGCAGUGCAGUCACACAGCCAUGAAGUCACACAGCCAUGCAGUCACACAGCAAUACAGUCAACAGCAGUGCAGUCCCACAGCAAUGCAGCUACACAGCACAUAUCCUCUUGUAUCAGGCACUCUUCAGUUUCUGUGA